AAGCGGCGGCGGUGGUGAUCGCGCGGGAGGGAGGGAAGUGGUGUAAAGAUGGCGGCGCCCGCGGCCUGGUUGUCGGCGUUGCUGCUCUUGUUGCUGCUGAGCGGCGCUGCCGGGGAGGAGGAUGGGCCCAAGGCCGGCAAGAAGAAGAAGAAGAAAGACAUCCGCGAUUACAACGACGCCGACAUGGCGCGGCUGCUGGAGGAGUGGGAGAAAGACGAUGAUAUUGAAGAAGGAGACCUACCGGAACACAAGAGAACUUCUCCACCAAUAGACUUUUCCAAAAUUGAUGCCAGCAAUCCUGAAAACCUUCUGAAGAUGACCAAGAAAGGCAAGACCUUAAUGGUAUUUGUAACAGUGUCCGGGAAUCCCACUGAGAAGGACACAGAGGAGAUCACCAGUCUUUGGCAAGGCAGCCUGUACAAUGCAAACUAUGAUGUCCAGAGAUUCGUUGUCGGUUCUGACCGUGCCAUAUUCAUGCUGCGUGAUGGAAGCUACGCUUGGGAGAUUAAAGACUUCCUGAUAAAUCAGGACCGCUGUGCAGAUGUCACUGUUGAAGGACAGGUGUAUCCUGGAAAAGCAGCAGAGAAAAAGAAGAAUGAAACCAAGCCUGAUAAGAAGAGAAAAGAUGCAACGGCUUCACAGAGAGACAACCGAGCGAACAAAAAUGAACUAUGAUGCAGUUGAGUUAAAUGGUUUUCAAAUGACUAGAUGAAAUGAAAUUUUCUUUUGUAUUUGAUGAUUGCCUUUUGAUGUUAAGAUUUCUUAUUAUGGAGCUAUUAUUGAAUCCACAGCACUGGAUUUUAUAGCUCACCAAGUUUUUGGAGGUCAAACUGGAGUGUGAACUCCACCUAACGGUCAUUCCUAAUAUGAAGGCACUCCUUUUAAAAAGGUAAAAAUGAAGCCUCUAGGUACAAUUGUAGACUUUUAAAUCACAAUUGCUGCUUGUAUCUUACACCUCAACACUGAAUGGGAUUCCUCUUCAUUUUGUUCUAGUUUACACUUCAAUUUAAAUACAAGUUCCUUUUUGUGAUUUAAGUACUCUGACGCACAGACCAUUAUUUUCUAUUGGUGCCUUUUAUGAACAGUAACAUAUAUACAAAUGUUUAUAACUUCAAAAUGAAAUUAUUGAAAAUACAGCAAGUGUAUGGCCCAUAUAUGUGUAAUGUAUUAAACUGAUUUCAAGCUGUUUCAGACAAUACUCAGGCACAUUCUGUACUGCAUUCAUCUUACUGUAAUGUCUUUACCCCAUCAGCUUUCAUGUUGACUCAGCAGAACCUGAUCUGCGCUGUAGCCUCAAUACAUGGUAUGUUUGUCAGUCUUGCAAAUGUAUUUUUUUUUUGUGGGGCAAAAAAGCAAUUCAGCUGUCAGUCACUUCAGAUGUUUCAAAGAAAAUCACUCAUAAAUGUCUCUUUUUCCUGAGCUAUGUGCUUAGUAUGCUACGUUUUUGAGGUCCCUCCGUUGCUCCAUUCUAUAUGUACAAUACAGUCAGAUCAAGCUGAUGUUCAGUUGUUGUAGAAUGUUGCCUAGAACUUUAAACAUGUUAUCUGACAUUGUAGUAACUGUUACGAUGAUGCUUUUAAAAUGAUUGGAGUAUUUACUGAUAAAACCUCACUUGCUCAAAGGA
This is a messenger RNA of Carcharodon carcharias (great white shark), 1624 nucleotides long. RefSeq names its product mesoderm development LRP chaperone (gene mesd). The transcript has 3 exons. Bases 49 to 675 code for a protein of 208 amino acids. Gene Ontology annotation, biological process: protein folding. The record is from RefSeq and is a predicted model, not a curated record. Lineage: Eukaryota; Metazoa; Chordata; Chondrichthyes; Lamniformes; Lamnidae.